AUGGAAAACAAAGUGAAGCAAAAAUUCUCCCGCAUGUUUCGGUCAUCACUCGAUUCUUGCCGGUCAAAGAGCCGCUCCGACGUCUCGGAGCAGCCCUUUUUCUUCCCGGAAAACCGCUUCCACCACCACCAACUCAUCCAGCUCUUCUCCCCCAAACCACUUCCCGCCCGCCCUCUCCCUCCUUUCCGCGCACCCAAAUCACCGCAAACCACCGGCCCCACUUCUCCCCUCCCUCCUCCCACCACCACCACCACCAACACCUUGUUCAAGCACUGUAAACCCAGACACAAACACCGGAGACGCCGGAGCCAAUCAAGAAAGACUCGCCAGAAGAACAACGACAAGUUCGAUCAGUUCUUCACCUCCGUUGCUGCCAAUUAUUAUGGAUGUUACAGCAGUGACGAUGAAAAAGAAGAAGAAAAUGCGAGUAAAUAUGAUGACGAUACCACAUUCUUCUCCUCCAAAUCCAUGUCUUCUGACUCCUCGCUAGCCAUGGAGAAGAGCUCAACAAAACAACAGUGGGAUAAUUUCGAUGAUGAUGAUGAUGAUGAGUUGACGGCGAAGAUUCACGCAGAUAGUUUCGCAGUGAUCAAGCGUUCGAGUGAUCCGUACAGUGACUUCAGGACCUCAAUGGUGGAGAUGAUCGUGGAGAAGCAGAUAUUCGGGUCCAAAGAUCUCGAAAAUUUGUUGCACUGCUUUCUCUCGCUCAACUCGCUCAUUCAUCACCGCGUUAUAAUUGAAGUCUUCACUGAGAUUUGGGAAACUCUGUUUUCUGAUUGGGACUGA
Molecule: messenger RNA, 786 nt
Organism: Daucus carota subsp. sativus
Lineage: Eukaryota; Viridiplantae; Streptophyta; Magnoliopsida; Apiales; Apiaceae
Product: transcription repressor OFP8
Exons: 1
Coding region: 1-786 (261 amino acids)
Biological process (GO): negative regulation of DNA-templated transcription
Source: RefSeq, a predicted model, not a curated record